Molecule: messenger RNA, 2658 nt
Organism: Neurospora crassa OR74A
Lineage: Eukaryota; Fungi; Ascomycota; Sordariomycetes; Sordariales; Sordariaceae
Product: RNA binding protein
Exons: 3
Coding region: 146-1012 (288 amino acids)
Cellular component (GO): precatalytic spliceosome
Source: RefSeq, a predicted model, not a curated record
CCACCUCGACAACCUUUUUUUGUGGUUCUCUUCCUGUCCGUAGGAAACGAAACCCCCCAACUGUGCGCAACAUAACUAUCGUGAAACUACAAUCACCGAAUACUCUACGCCCUGCGCAUACUACGUACCUACACACGACAAGAACAUGAGCAAAUCCGAAUUUCACCGUGCCGAUGAGCGACGCUUCCUCGACGAGCGUGGCUCCUCAGGCCCGCUCGCUCCCAACGGCCUCAACCCGGCCACCAUAAUGGAAAAGGCGGUUCGCGAACGCAUCAUCGACAGUUACUUCUACAAGGAGCAGUGUUUCGGUGUCAACGAAGCAGACAUCGUGGAUCGCGUUGUCGAGCACGUUGACUUCAUUGGCGGCGUCUAUGGCACCGUCCAGAAACCCUCGCCCUUCCUCUGCCUCGCCUUCAAGCUGCUGCAGCUCGCGCCCUCAGACGACAUCCUCAACGAGUAUUUACAAUUUGGCGGCGAAAAGUUCAAGUAUCUACGCGCGCUGGCGCUGUUUUAUAUCCGUCUUACGAGGAAGGACCAGGAUGUGUACAAGACGUUGGAGCCCUUUCUAGAGGACAGGCGGAAAUUGAGGAGGAAGGGUAGAAACGGCACUAGUCUGACGUAUAUGGAUGUCUUUGUUGAUGACCUAUUGACCAAAGACCGCGUUUGCGCGACGAGUCUGUGGAAGAUGCGGAAGCGAGACAUCCUGGAAGAUCUGGACAUACUUGAACCACGGGUCAGUCCCUUGGGGAACAUAGAAGAUCUCCUAGAAGAGGAGGAUGAGGCAAUGCGCAAGGCAGAGGAAGAGCAGAAUAAUAACGGCAGCGAAAGCGAGGGAGAGAUCAGAUCAAGGACACGGUCAAGAUCGCGUACGCCUAGGUCCAGGUCGAGGUCGACAUCUUAUUCGCGGUCCCGAUCGCCGGUGACGAGGAGAAGGUCAAGGACGAGAUCGAGGUCAAGAACACCGGAAGACCGCAAUGGCAGGGAAAGAAUGGAUAUCGACGGACCAGAGUAACGCCAGCGGACUCACCAGCAAAGCUCUCCACGUAGAGGUAGGGAUGUAAUGCCCGACACUCGUAUGUUCCCCAACCAAGAGUCUGACUCCCUGCUUGAUCAGCGAGAGUUGAGGAAAAGGUGUAAAACCCUUCUUUCAAGCAGGGCUCCUCAGGAGCAUUUCAAGACCCCAUGUGCAUCCAAGGUCCGUCAAAUGUGAGCGGUGCCGACAGUUGUGGCUAUAAUUAUCCAUUCCAAGCGUCGACAUGAUCAUUCGUGGCUCAAGCAAUACCUAUCGGCGUCCCAUACUCAGUUACAGAUUCGGCAUACCGCUGCUCGCGAAUCAUCAGUCAGGUCGCGAGGUGACCUUCCGCCCUUCCACCUAGAUGCAUCAGCAUGGCUUCUUCGGACUCACGGACCAGCGAAUGUCCUCAACUCUCGGUCGCCACCAAGAUGACUGCCUCAUCCACGGCAGAAGCAACGAGCAUAUUUGUUUAUUUAUGCAUGUUGGUUUCAAUCCGGACGGUACGUCUAUUUAACAGUACUGCAUCCUGCACCUCCCAAUUUGGAAGGAAAGUCGUGAUGCCAAAGCUCCGCCCUUAGAACUUAUAAGUACAAGACAAGCCUACACCAUCCGUCUUCGUAACUUUCUCUUUCCAUGUCUUAAUACAGAGUCACCAUUUUCACAUGAACCAUUUUUUGUUUCCUCAGUCUUGUUGGGGUCUUCGUGAAAACUAGAUUCUCAAGUUCCGCGAUCACUCCUGGUGGCUUUUUCUCUGCCACUCCGCUAAACUAAACCAUCAGCAGCACAAAAGACCGCCUCAAACGAAGUGAUCCCAUCUACCUCAUUUGCCCUCUUCUCCCUUCUCUCUUCAUUUGUAUCUCGAUCCUCCCAGGCAUUUGUUUUUCUUCUCCCUCGAAAGAUGGCGGAGAUCCACGCCAUCUGCAUCACUCUCGAAGAAAUCUCCCGACGACUCAACAAUAUAAGCAGAAUCUCUGCAAAACAUGCUAUUCAUGUGCAGAACUGCUCAGCAUGGUACAAACAAAACCCGCGAUUGAGGAAAUGGUGGGCAACCGCUUGCUUGGCCAUCACGGUGUUUGUGGUAUUAUAGCAAAAAGCCACGGGAGACAUUCCAGCAACCCAAAGACACCAAGGCCACCGUCACAGGAUCCACACUUCCCACCUCCCAUGCAAUAUAUCCCACAUCCGUGCAACAUACGCAGCGCGUUAACGAUGGUCUCUCUUCGGAUCGACGGCUUUUGAGAGAGAACAAUCACAAGAUUGUGAUACCUGCGGUCACCCAACUCCUAUCCAACAUGUGCAAUCUGCAUCCUCACGAAGUCCUAUGGGCCCGCAACACUAUUUCCGCUUGGUUCGGAAGAGUGGGCUGGGAAAGUGUCGCCUGGUUGUGGUUGUUUGUUGGGGGAUCACUGAUUCGGAGGCCAUAACAUGAUCAAGGAACCUGAAGAUGGCCUUUUGGUCUGCUAUGUGGGGAAUUUAGGAAACACUACUGGCCGAUUUUGCAAUUCUUUCGUCGUUGAUCGGCUACUCACUGGUGUUUCCCCAUGUUUUUGCCUGUCACUGCUUUGAUAUGGUUGUUUCUCCUGGGGUUCGGUCUAAAGGGCAGCAACACCUCAACGAUAACAUUUACCAAAUUCCCUGACUAC